This is a messenger RNA of Capronia coronata CBS 617.96, 1782 nucleotides long. RefSeq lists its product as uncharacterized. Bases 1 to 1782 code for a protein of 593 amino acids. The record is from RefSeq and is a predicted model, not a curated record. Gene Ontology annotation, biological process: peroxisome organization. NCBI's taxonomy places the organism in Eukaryota, Fungi, Ascomycota, Eurotiomycetes, Chaetothyriales, Herpotrichiellaceae. The transcript has a single exon. Gene Ontology annotation, cellular component: peroxisomal membrane.
AUGUCCAAACCGGCCUCGUAUGCGUCUGCGACUGACCCGUCGAGCUCCCAGCCGACCUGGGAUCCGAACACUCCUACAUAUGCCGCCUUCUCUCCCUCGUCUGCCUCAGGGUAUUCGGCUGCAUCGAAACAGCGGUCCACCAUCAUAGUACACAAGAAAUCUCCGUUGUUGGUGGCUACCCCUCCUGAGAUCACUCGAGCAUUGGCACACUCGCAUCCAUUCUUGCUGCCCUUGAACAAAGUCGCCGGACUACUGUCAUGGAGUACACCAGACCCUUGGGAGUCUUACCUUCUGGUGGCCCUUUUUUGGGCCAUCACUCUGUACGGUAGCGAAGUCAUCCGCUUUGGCAGUCCAAUCCUCGUGGUAGUCGGGCUCAUCUUGGCCAUGUACUCGAGACGAUACUCGCCUCUGUCGUCGACCAGCAAAACCGGCGACAAACGUCCGGCCAGCACCCAUAAAAGAGAAUCUUCGGAAGCCACUUCUCAACACAAGACGUUGGAUGAGAUCGUCGAUACUCUUCAAGAGUUUACUGCGCGAUGCAAUAUCCUGCUCGAUCCAUUCCUCAACUUGACCGAUUUCCUCUCUACCCAAACCACUCCCACCUCUGCUACCACCCGGCCGGCAUUAACAACGCUUUUCAUCCGGGUCCUCCUGAUCACCCCUUUUUGGAUCCUACUGACCCUCCCGCCUUUCUACAUCCUGACUCCCCGACGGGUCAUCCUCACAUUUGGCACUAUACUGCUAACUUGGCACUCCAAGCCGGCUCGAGUAUCGCGGGUUAUCCUUUGGCGAUCAGUGUUCCUGCGCAGAACAGCAGCAAUUAUCACCGGCCUAAAUUUCGCCAUCUCGUCUAACGGGAAGCCCGAUCUUCCAGCACGAUCCACGCGCUCUAAAUCUCAGGCUGGGCUUGCUUCGGAGGUUGCCACUAAACGAAGACCGAAUUCGUCGGGUGUACGAUUUACAUUCAUCCUCUACGAGAACCAGCGUCGUUGGUUGGGUCUCGGCUGGACCACGUCUCUAUUCGCAUAUGAGCGCGCUCCAUGGACCGAUGAGCAUCUCAAUCCUGCGCCAUCCAAGGACGAGUUCGAAUUGCCAGAAGUGGAAGGAGGACACUCCCGAUGGAGGUGGGUCGAAGGUUCUGAAUGGAGAAUAGAACAUGGAGAUGCAAAGCAGCACCAGAGAGCCGCUAGCGCAGCCGGGGCCGCUGGUAAAGACGCAGCCAGUGAUGGCGGCGGCUGGAUAUACUACGACAACAAGUGGGACGACGGAAGAACCGAGGAUGGAUGGGGCAGGUAUACCAGGAGACGCAAAUGGUGUAGAGAUGCCGAGUUGGUCGAAGUUACCCCUAGCAUGGAGGUGAGUCGCAGUGCAACACCGGUACCACCGUCUUCCGAUCCAGAAGAAGACAAAGUGAAGAAGGCCAAGGAGUUUGCCAAAGGACUUGGUGGUUCCAAGGAUACGGGUACUGCGACGCCGACUGGCACAUCUGCCGCGGACUCGGCUCCUGCGAGGGACGAAGGAGAAAAGCCCAAAGACAGCGAUACCGCAAGCCUCUCCAAAUCAUCGAUGACCAAAAAGAGCGGCGGCUGGUUCUCCACGUCCUCGAGGCGAGAGCGGAGUGACAGUAAGAGCAGCAGCGGGAAGAAUACGGGACGUUACAGUGCUCGAAGUGACCGAAGUCGCGAUGGGCCGGAAGAUGAUGUGCAUGAUCAAUGGCGAGAUACUACUACGGCACCCAGGCCGUUUGGCGUCCAGGAGGAUAUUGCUAUGAGUUUAGGGUAG